Messenger RNA from Andrographis paniculata, 1810 nucleotides. RefSeq names its product abietadienol/abietadienal oxidase. Gene Ontology annotation, biological process: sterol metabolic process; multicellular organism development; brassinosteroid homeostasis. NCBI's taxonomy places the organism in Eukaryota, Viridiplantae, Streptophyta, Magnoliopsida, Lamiales, Acanthaceae. The record is from RefSeq and is a predicted model, not a curated record. The transcript is spliced from 7 exons. The coding region runs from base 287 to 1810 and encodes 507 amino acids. Gene Ontology annotation, molecular function: iron ion binding; oxidoreductase activity, acting on paired donors, with incorporation or reduction of molecular oxygen; heme binding.
UUCCUGCAACAGUUGGAAGAUGUAUAAUAAACGAACUAUACCAAUGGAUACUAUUAGUUGUAUUAUAGUAUAUAAAAAUGCAUUAACUUGCUACACAUUCUAGAACGCACAGACGUGCGGGUGUGGGCGUGGCGUGACAGACACAUCUCUUUUCUUUUUACCCUUCCCAGUCAACCAUUAAAUUGAAAGCCUGUCCCUGCCCCUGCCCCUGCCUGCAGAUUACUUCUUCUUCUUCUUCUUCUACAAUACUACCAUCAAAAUCAAUCUACCGCAUCUGUAUGUAUGUAUGCAUGCUUGCCUCACUUUGUUGUUGUUUCCAGCCUUCCCAGUCCGUGUCCGCCAGCUUCUCGAAAUGGCACCGGAUUAUGCCAGAGCGUUUCCAUACAUGAUCAGCUCCCUCCUCCUGCUGCUGCUCUCCCUGUUCCUUGCCAAACUCAGGCUUCAUGUGAACAGUAAGAGCCACUCCGCCAGGUUGCCUCCAGGCAGAAGAGGGUGGCCUCUCGUUGGGGACAGCAUCAACUGGUACAAUGCUGUUUCCAGCUCUCAUCCCCCGAGUUUUGUGGAGCAACAGGUGAAGAGGUUUGGCAAGAUAUUCUCGUGCAGCCUGUUUGGGAAAUGGGCUGUUGUAUCAGCUGACCCGGCCUUCAACCGUUUCGUGAUGCAGAAUGAAGGGAAGUUGUUCCAGUCCAGCUAUCCAAAAUCUUUCAGAGAACUGGUCGGGAAAAGUGGGGUGAUCACUGCACAAGGAGACCAACAAAGGAAGCUGCAUUCCAUCGCCUCCAAUAUGAUGCGCCUGGACCGACUCCGAUGCCAUUUCAUGCAGGACAUACAGAUAGUUAUGAAACAGACCAUGGCCAGCCUCCACAACAAUCAAGUUGUUCUUCUCCAAGAUGUUUGCAGGAAGGUGGCAAUCAACCUGAUAAUCAAUCAACUCCUCGGAAUGUCCUCUGAGUCCCAAGUGGAUGAGAUAGCUUGUUUGUUCUCUGAUUUCGCUGAUGGUUGCCUUUCUGUGCCCAUCAAAUUGCCUGGUUUUGCUUACCACAAAGCAAUGAAGGCAAGGGAAUGUAUAAUAAACAAGAUCUACAGGGCGAUGGAGAUACAUCAACAGCAGCAGUCCUCUCCUGCCACCGCCAACGCUUGUGUUCUGGGAAGGCUAUUAGAAGAAGAAAGCUUGCCUGAUGAUGCUGUGGCUGACUUCAUUAUUAACCUUCUCUUUGCUGGGAAUGAGACAACCGCUAAAACCAUGCUCUUUGCGGUUUAUUUUCUCACACAAUGUCCAAGAGCCUUGAAGCAAUUGCUGGAAGAGCAGCAAAGCCUAAGGAACGAAAGCAUGCUGAGCUGGCAAGACUAUAAAGCUAUGCCUUUCACUCAAUGUGUAAUCGAUGAGACUCUGCGUCUGGCUGGCAUUGCAAUUUGGCUGAUGAGAGAAGCCAAAGAAGAAGUAGAAUACGGAGAUUAUAUCAUUCCCAAAGGCUGCUUUGUGGUCCCAUUCCUUUCAGCAGUCCACCUAAAUGAGGACAUUUACAAGGAUGCUCUGAAGUUCAACCCUUGGAGAUGGAUGGAACCUGAAAAUCAAGAGAAGAGAAAUUGGAGGAGCAGUCCACAUUUUGCCCCAUUUGGGGGAGGCGGUCGCUUCUGUCCAGGGGCCGAGUUGGCUCGCCUCCAGAUAGCCCUAUUCCUUCAUUACUUCCCGACAACAUUUCAGUGGAGGCAGCUCAAGGAGGAUCGGAUGUCUUUCUUUCCAUCAGCUCGAUUGUUGAAUGGGUUUCAAACACAACUCACCAAAAUAAGCAUGGAUCACUUAAACUGA